Arvicola amphibius (Eurasian water vole) is the source of this 2331-nucleotide messenger RNA. RefSeq names its product semaphorin 3E (gene Sema3e). Lineage: Eukaryota; Metazoa; Chordata; Mammalia; Rodentia; Cricetidae. The transcript is spliced from 17 exons. Gene Ontology annotation, biological process: neural crest cell migration; axon guidance; negative regulation of axon extension involved in axon guidance. The record is from RefSeq and is a predicted model, not a curated record. Gene Ontology annotation, molecular function: semaphorin receptor binding; chemorepellent activity. Bases 1 to 2331 code for a protein of 776 amino acids.
AUGGCACCGGUCGGACGCAUCCUCACCUUGCUGCUCUGGGGUCACCUGCUGGAACUCUGGACCCCAGGUCACACCGCGGACCCCGCCUACCCCAGGCUACGCCUGUCACACAAAGAACUCUUGGACCUGAACAGGACAUCCAUAUUUCAAAGUCCCCUGGGAUUUCUUGAUCUCCACACGAUGCUGCUGGAUGAAUACCAGGAGCGGCUGUUCGUGGGUGGCAGGGACCUUGUCUAUUCCCUGAACUUGGAACGAAUCAGUGAUAACUACAGAGAGAUAUACUGGCCGAGCCCAGCAGGAAAAGUAGAAGAAUGCAUAAUGAAAGGAAAAGACACAAGCGAGUGUGCCAACUAUGUCCGGGUCUUGCAGCACUACAACAGGACGCACCUUCUGACCUGUGCUACUGGGGCCUUUGAUCCGCUUUGUGCCUUCAUCAGAGUCGGGUACCACUCAGAGGACCCCCUGUUUCACUUGGAGUCCCACAGAUCUGAGAGAGGAAGGGGCAGAUGUCCUUUUGACCCCAGCUCCUCCUUUGUCUCUACGCUAGUCGGCAGCGAGCUGUUUACUGGACUCUACAGCGACUACUGGGGCAGAGACUCUGCGAUCUUCCGCAGUCUGGGGAAGCUGGGCCACAUUCGCACGGAGCAUGACGACGAGCGGCUGCUGAAAGAACCAAAAUUUGUAGCUUCGUUUAUGAUCCCUGACAAUGAAGACCGAGAUGACAACAAGAUGUACUUCUUUUUUACUGAGAAGGCGCUGGAAGCAGAGAACAGCGCCCACACAAUCUAUACCCGAGUGGGGCGGCUGUGCGUGAAUGAUGUAGGAGGGCAGAGAAUACUGGUGAAUAAGUGGAGCACAUUCCUCAAGGCAAGGCUCGUUUGCUCUGUCCCAGGCGUCAAUGGAAUCGACACAUAUUUUGACGAGCUAGAGGAUGUGUUUCUCCUGCCUACCAGAGACCCCAAGAACCCAGUGAUAUUUGGACUGUUUAACACUACCAGCAAUAUAUUCAGAGGCCAUGCUAUCUGUGUCUAUCACAUGUCAAGUAUACGGGAAGCCUUUAACGGCCCAUAUGCUCAUAAAGAAGGCCCCGAAUACCACUGGUCACUGUAUGAAGGAAAAGUUCCUUACCCGAGGCCUGGUUCUUGUGCCAGCAAGAUGAAUGGAGGGAAGUAUGGGAGCACCAAAGACUACCCUGACGACGCCAUUCGUUUCGCAAGGACGCAUCCACUAAUGUAUCAGCCCAUAAAACCGGUGCAUAAAAAGCCAAUCCUAGUGAAAACGGAUGGAAAAUAUAACCUGAGGCAACUGGCAGUGGAUCGAGUGGAAGCUGAGGAUGGACAAUACGACGUUUUAUUUAUCGGGACAGAUACAGGAAUUGUGCUGAAAGUAAUCACAAUUUACAACCAAGAAACGGAGUGGAUGGAGGAGGUCAUUCUAGAGGAGCUGCAGAUAUUCAAGGAUCCAGCUCCUAUCAUUUCUAUGGAAAUCUCAUCAAAGAGACAACAACUCUACAUUGGAUCGCCCUCCGCGGUGGCGCAGGUCAGAUUCCAUCACUGCGACCUGUACGGCAAUGCUUGUGCCGACUGCUGCCUGGCUCGGGACCCUUACUGUGCCUGGGAUGGCAUUUCCUGCUCCAGAUAUUACCCAACAGGUGCACAUGCAAAGAGGCGGUUCCGCAGGCAGGACGUUCGGCAUGGCAACGCGGCCCAGCAGUGCUUCGGACAACAGUUUGCUGGAGAUGCUUUGGACCGGACAGAAGAGAGGCUGGCUUAUGGCAUCGAGAGUAACAGCACGCUGCUGGAGUGCACCCCACGCUCGCUACAAGCGAAGGUCGUCUGGUUUGUGCAGAAAGGACGUGAGACAAGGAAAGAAGAGGUGAAGACAGACGACAGAGUGGUAAAGAUGGACCUAGGUUUACUCUUCCUCAGAGUGCGCAAAUCCGACACUGGGACCUAUUUUUGCCAGACAGUAGAGCAUGGUUUUGUCCACACUGUGCGUAAAAUCACGCUGGAGGUAGUGGAAGAGCAGAAAGUGGAGGGGAUGUUUCAUAAGGACCACGAGGAGGAGAGACAUCAUCACAAGAUGCCCUGCCCGCCUUUGAGCAGCGUGCCUCAGGGCACAAAACCCUGGUACAAGGAGUUCUUGCAGCUGAUCGGCUACAGCAACUUCCAGAGAGUGGAAGAAUACUGCGAAAAGGUGUGGUGUACAGACAAGAAGAGGAAAAAGCUUAAAAUGUCUCCCUCCAAGUGGAAGUAUGCCAACCCCCAGGAAAAGAGGCUGCGCUCCAAACCGGAGCACUACCGCCUGCCCAGGCACACGCUGGACUCCUGA